CGUACUUAAUGGUAGAGCUCUACAAGUGCUUCUUGGGAUGAAUCACAAAUUGUUAAACCUGUUUAUCGUAAGUUUGUGGAUCGUUGCACUUGUUUCUGCGCAGAGUUCAGAUUCGAGUGCCUCAUGUCUGACAUCACAAGCCAAACGCGGAAACUGCGUACACAUAGAUCUGUGUCCAAAGUUACGCAAAUUAGCGUACAGCGCAACUAUUUCACAAGAGAAUAAACGCUUGUUGAGAGAUAGCAUAUGUGGAGUUCGUAUGGUUUGUUGUGAAGAACCAUCAGAUGCUGAUUCCGGGGAUAUACCUACCACACCAACUACCACAACAACCACCACCACCACUACUACUACUACUACCCAAGCGUCUGGGCCACGGACGCAUACGAAAAUGACCUUACCCGAUAAGAGUAUCUGCGGUAUUGACAGCUUAGGGCAACGAAUCUAUGGUGGAGCGGUUACCGAAUUGGACCAGUUCCGGUGGACGGUGGCAUUGGAAUACAAUAAAGCUGGCACUCGGGAAGUAAAGUGUGGCGGAUCACUGAUUAGCACUCGUUAUGUGAUAACCGCUGCUCAUUGUGUAACGAUGGUGACUCCUGCACAAUUAGUUCUUCGCUUGGGAGAAUGGGAUUUGAACAACGACCCAGAUUGUGAUGAGUACAGAAACUGUAACGAUCCUGUGCGAUUCGAAAAUGUCGAUCAAAUCAUUAUUCAUCCCAAAUAUGGCUCAAAGCAAAACGACAUAGCUCUGCUGAGGCUGGAAAGGGCUCUUCCGGAGAAGUUUACGAACUACGUUCUUCCGAUAUGUCUUCCCACUUCAGAGCCAUUGUUGAGUAACUCAUUCACUGAUUACAACGUAAGCGUCGUGGGAUGGGGAUCGACUGAAUCAGAAAAACGUAGCCCAUUCAAAAUGGGUACCACUUUGGUGACCACGAGUUUGGAACAUUGCCGCAAUCAAUUGAAACCGUUACUUAAAGGACUGAAGCUGGUUGAAACACACAUCUGUGCUAAAUCUGCAACGAAUGUCAUACGGGAUGCUUGCGGUGGCGAUUCCGGAGGUCCAAUGAUGGUUAACAUAGACGAGAAUUGGUAUUUGGUGGGGAUUGUUAGUUUUGGACCACCCUGUGGAAGAACAGUACUACCAGGAGUGUAUACUAGAGUUACCAGCUAUAUGGAUUGGAUAAGGGAAAAUCUCGUUGAAUAGUGCUCGGUGGGGACUGUAAUUUGUACAAAUAUAUGCUUUUAUUCGUUUUUGCAAAUAAAACUGUUUUUAUGAAAUAUACAUUUGAUAGGCCGGAAAAAUAAUCAAAAACCAAUUAGGAGUAUGUAGGAUUUGGAUUUUUUUGGUGCAGAUUAUAACUGUGAGUUAUUUAUUCUGUCUUUUUUCUAAGAGCGAUAUUAUUCAAAAACUAUAGUGGUAGGUAAUGUCCGGAACAUAACUGCGGUGUUGACGUAGCACCAUAAUUUUGUGUGAAAACCUUAAAUAACCUUAAGCAAUCCUU
This is a messenger RNA of Topomyia yanbarensis, 1499 nucleotides long. Its product is annotated as CLIP domain-containing serine protease B4-like. Gene Ontology annotation, biological process: proteolysis. Gene Ontology annotation, molecular function: serine-type endopeptidase activity. Bases 38 to 1201 code for a protein of 387 amino acids. The record is from RefSeq and is a predicted model, not a curated record. NCBI's taxonomy places the organism in Eukaryota, Metazoa, Arthropoda, Insecta, Diptera, Culicidae. The transcript is spliced from 5 exons.